Molecule: messenger RNA, 912 nt
Organism: Phascolarctos cinereus (koala)
Lineage: Eukaryota; Metazoa; Chordata; Mammalia; Diprotodontia; Phascolarctidae
Product: vomeronasal type-1 receptor 2-like
Biological process (GO): G protein-coupled receptor signaling pathway
Cellular component (GO): membrane
Molecular function (GO): pheromone receptor activity
Source: RefSeq, a predicted model, not a curated record
AUGUUUUCUAAUGAAAAAAUCUUUGGAACUCUCUUUGCCAACCAGAUUGUAGUUGGAAUCCUAGGGAAUUCACUCCUACUUUAUUUCUACAUAUUCAAUUUUAUCCAUGGUCAUAAGGGAAAACCCAUAGAUCUGAUUCUCACUCAUCUGUCCCUUAUGAAUGUCUUGUUACUUCUUAUUAAGGGAAUGACCCGGACAGUGACACUUUUAGGAGUAAGAAAUUUCCUUGGUGAUAUUGCUUGUAAAACUAUAGUCUACCUAGACAGAGUGUUUCGUAGCCUUUCACUCUGCAGCAUGUGCCUUUUGAGUAGUUUUCAGGCCAUCUCUAUCAGUUUACACAGCCCUAUGUACACAGUGCUCAAAACAAGAGCUCCAAAGUACAUCAUUCCUUCCUUUAUCCUCUGUUGGAUUCUCAGUCUACUAAUAGAAGGAGCUAUUCCCAUACAUAUGGUUACACCCCCAAAUAGUUCAAGUUUUAGGGACAACUGGAACUCAGAUAUUUGCACUUUGACUAUUUACGCCAUGAACACCUUCAACAUUAUACUAUGGAAGACCCUUUAUGAUUCUGUGUGGUUUGGACUCACAAUAUGUAACAGUAUAUAUAUCAUAUUUAUGAUGCAAAAACACCACCAUCAAGUCCUUUACAUUUAUAGCAUCAGCUUCACCCUUAGAACUUCUCCUGAGAUCAGGGCUGUCAAGACUGUUACGAUGCUUAUGAACAGUUUUAUCUGUUUUCAUUUAGCCAGUUCUAUCUUUUUUGUUCUUUAUAGGUCUUCUCAAACAUCUAGUUCCUGGAUGUUACAUGUUUCUUCCUUUAUGACCGGGUGUUUUCCAACUUUCUGCCCCUUUGUGCUGAUCAGCAGUAUAAGCAGGUACCCCAGAACCUGUUUUUUUUUUUCAAUAAUGGAAUAA